CUGCUUAAUCGAGCUAUCGUUGAAUUGCUGAGCAGAGAGUUCAGACAGUUCGACUACGCCGGGGACCCCUUUUGUUUAAUCAACAUUGUCAUAACAAUAUCAUAUUGCUGGUCGCGCGAAAAUACCUAUAGUGUUCUAUCAUGCAGUACUUGCCGAACGUAUGUUGGGCCACGGUCAUUAUAGUCCAGUACGUUCUGCUGUACGGUCUGUACAAUUAUGUACGCGAAGUAGACAACAGAUGUACGGCAGCAGUGACGGUUGGUCAUAGAUCCCGCAGGGAAGUCAACAUAGACGAAAAUUUCGUAUCUUCGUCAUCCUCGCCGUCGUCAUUGUUGGGAGCGAAAACCGAAAGAGAAGGCGAAAACGUUGAGUUCAUCAAUCCUAAUUUAAGGCCUAUUGUUGAGAAAGAAACCAACGACCACAACGCUGAUUCCUCUUUCAACGGUACACGUGAAGAAUGGUAUUGGCUGAACGCUUACUCCAGAAUACCCGUAGCUGCUUUACAAGGAUUCUGUGCUUCUACAAGAGAUUAUUGUCCACCAGGUAAAGAAGGUCCUACAGGUCCUCGUGGGGAACCUGGCCCUAAAGGCCUACCAGGUUCAAAAGGUGAUCAAGGCCAAAGAGGACCGAUCGGCGUUGAAGGUCCACGUGGUCCAACAGGAUUACCAGGACCGGUGGGUCCUAAAGGUCAGAAAGGAGACAGUGGAAAAACAGGGAAUUCGGGUUUGGACGGGCGUGAUGGUAUACCAGGAGAACCAGGAUUGGAUGGAGUACCAGGAAAAAAUGGGCUCGACGGCAUACCGGGCAAAGACGGGUCGCCAGGAUUGGAUGCAACUUGCUUAAACGGUACGGAUGGGAAACCUGGCGACAUGGGACCGAUGGGACCUCCUGGGCCAAUUGGCCCUAAAGGGUUAACUGGUCCCAAAGGCCGUCCUGGAAAACCUGGAUUGGAUGGUUUGCCGGGAAAACCGGGUCUUAGUGCUUACAAUUACUCGUUAAAUGGAGUACCUACUUCAGACUUCCUCGUAGCACCAACUAUUGUUGGGCAGUCGGACUUGAAGAACAUUACUGUCAACGAAGGCGAUAAUUUACGAUUGCGUUGCGUGGUCACGGGAAAACCCACACCGCAAGUCAAAUGGCAUAAGCUCGACACGUCUACGAUUCCUAUGGGAUCUUGGAAAGAGGAAUCCGUUACCGGACAUUCUAUUAACAUCACCAAAAUCAAUCGACUCCAUAUGGGACGGUAUAGGUGCGUAGCAGAAAAUGGCAUAGGUCCAGCCGCGAUACAGAAUUUUUUGAUUGAAACACAUUUUCCCCCGUUGAUUUCCGUGCAGAACCAACACGUGGCGGCUGCACUGAACCGUACUACUUUCUUCGAGUGCGAAGUCGAAGCUUUCCCCUACGCCGUACAUUACUGGGAACGUGAUGGCGAAAUACUGGAAAACGACGAUAAGUAUAUGAUUACCCGAAUUGACAUAUCCAACUACAGUUACAAAUUCAUAACGCAGUUGAACAUAACUUCGGUAAGUGCAACCGACAACGGUACGUAUUACUGCGUGAGCAAAAAUGACGAAGGCACCACAGCUGGCAACAUAACACUGUACAUAAUCGAUCCGACACUUGUAACACCUCCGCCGUACAUAGACCCUAAUAACAAGGUCAAAUUCGGGAAAAUACCACCGGAACUCGUGGGAGUGGACGACAUUUGCCCGCCAGUUAUUAUUUGUCCGACCUGCCCGAAAACAAAAGAAACCAAAGAGUGCAAAGAAGAGUUGACUGUAGACGAUUUGCUUGGUCAUCAACCGCUCGCUGUGUAUCAGUUGUUUAAAGGUUCCAUCAAAGGCCUCGCAAACCGCACUUUGGACUGUCAAGUGUAUGCUGUUGGCAAACCGGUUUUCAAUAAGUAUUCAAACUUUACGUUGGGAAGUUGGAUGAAAGAUCCGUCACCGCGCACAUCAAAUGAUACCAUUUGGAUAACGGCCAUUGAACAGCGGAGAACACUUUUUGAGUUUACGAAUAAAGCAGCAUUUAAAACCAACGGUCCAACGAAACAAUACGAUUUGAAUGUAGAGUUCUACGGUAAUGGUCAUGUCAUAUACCGAGGUUCAUUUUAUUUCCACGAAAGAAACACUGCUAAUAUUCGAAAAUAUGAUCUGCGUGAAGAGAACACUACAGAAAUGAUGAAGGUGCCGUAUUUAAAUGCUACUAAUCCCAACAACCUUUUGUAUACAACCAAAAUAAAUUAUUUAGACAUGGCAGUAGAUGAAAACGGAUUGUGGGCUAUUUACGGUUUAGAAGAUUCCAAUAACACUGCAGUGCUGCGGCUCAAUCCUGACAACUUGGCAAUUGAAUAUGGCUGGAAUGUUAGCAUCAAGCAUGAACGAGCGGGAGACAUGUUUAUCGUUUGUGGUGUACUUUAUGUAGUGCACAGUGUUACCGAGAGAAACACAACUAUCAGGUUUGCGUUGGAUUUAUACAAAAACGUCCGUUUAAACGAUGUCGAUUUGUCGUUCACCAAUCCGUUUGCACACACGUCAUUGGUACAAUACAAUUCACUGACGAGAGAAUUAUUUACUUGGGAUCAGGGAAAUUUGUUGACGUACCCAAUCAGGUACCACGACAUGGACAGUAACAGUACUAACGGCGAGUUAAAUACAGAAAUUAAUUUUAUGACUGGAAUAGAUUCUUAUAAUUAAUGACUAAUUAUUUCUAAUAAGGAAUAUCUGUAAAAAAAUUAAAUAGAAUAAUUGUCAUUGUUAUAUUUUGGUCACCGUCAAAUAAAAAAAGCUAGUAUCUUGUAAAUAGAAAGCAGUUCAUUUCCUUAUGCAUAAAAAUGAUAAAUAUAUUUAAUUAAUUA
Adelges cooleyi (spruce gall adelgid) is the source of this 2857-nucleotide messenger RNA. RefSeq lists its product as uncharacterized. The transcript has 14 exons. NCBI's taxonomy places the organism in Eukaryota, Metazoa, Arthropoda, Insecta, Hemiptera, Adelgidae. The record is from RefSeq and is a predicted model, not a curated record. Bases 141 to 2696 code for a protein of 851 amino acids. Gene Ontology annotation, biological process: signal transduction.